CUGCGGUUUGAAGCAGCGAGUGAGGGAAGCAGGAAGUGUUUGUCAACGUGUUGGAGUCAGAAACAGUUUCCAGAGGAUUUAAUGUUGUUGAGACGUCAUGAAGAUAAACGAGAACAUUUCACUGGAGGGACACAGAGUCCUGCUGGUUCCUUACAAUGAGAACCACGUGUCCAGGUAUCACGAGUGGAUGAAGUCUCCCGAGCUGCAGCAGCUGACGGCCUCCGAGCCGCUGACCCUGGAGCAGGAGCACGACAUGCAGAGGAGCUGGAGGGAGGACGCCGACAAGUGCACGUUCAUCAUCCUGGACAAGCAGCUGUGGACGGACCCCGGCGUAGAGGAGGAGCAGUGCAUGGUGGGAGACGUCAACAUCUUCCUGACGGACCCCUCGGACCCAUCCUUGGCUGAGCUGGAGAUCAUGAUUGCAGAGGCCGGUUACAGAGGGAGGGGCCUCGGGAAGGAGGUGACACGGAUGAUGAUGAGCUACGGUGUCACCAAACUCGGGGUCAAAAAGUUUCAAGCGAAAAUCGGGCUGGACAACGAGGUCAGCGUGGGCAUGUUCAAGAAACUUCACUUUCAGGAGGUGUCGGUGUGUAAGGUGUUCAAAGAGGUGACCCUGGAGAUGACGGUGGACGAGGCCGUGCGGACGAGGCUGCUGGACGACACGGCCUUCGUGAAGGAGAGGGACUACACACAGACCUGCAGGGACAGACAGGAGCUGGUCUCACAGUGAAAUGUGAAGACGUCUUAAAGACUUCCUGCUGUGAAGGAAACACCCGGAGACGCAAACAGACUGAAAACAGAUGUUUGCUUCAAACACAUGCAGCACAGUCCUCUAUUUAAUGUUUCACUCUAUGUCUCUUGUCUGUAAAACUAGGAUUCCUCAAACCCUGCAGAGGUAACUGAGUACAUUUACUCGAAGUACUCAACAUAAAUAGUUUCAAGGUGCCUGGACCUCUGCUGCAUCGUUUACUUCAGAAUAUAUUCUCCUUUUCCUCCUCUGCCUGGAGGUACUAGUUGCACUUUGCACUCAAAAGUAUUGUACUUGCAGCUUCGUUAUUCCAACACUACGUUUUGUAAUCUGAUUUUAAAAAGGAAAAAUCAUGUCUGAAAAAGAAGCGUUUCCAUUUUUAUCUCUUGUAAAUUAUACCAAAUGUGUUUGUUUCAUGUUCUUCCAAACUGCAGCGACAUACAAACAAAAAGACAAA
Hippoglossus stenolepis (Pacific halibut) is the source of this 1205-nucleotide messenger RNA. It is a transcript of the gene nat9, whose product is annotated as N-acetyltransferase 9 (GCN5-related, putative). Gene Ontology annotation, molecular function: N-acetyltransferase activity. NCBI's taxonomy places the organism in Eukaryota, Metazoa, Chordata, Actinopteri, Pleuronectiformes, Pleuronectidae. The transcript has 6 exons. The record is from RefSeq and is a predicted model, not a curated record. The coding region runs from base 98 to 730 and encodes 210 amino acids. Gene Ontology annotation, biological process: protein acetylation.